GAGAGAGAUAAUGCCUUCUGAAUGCAUGAUGAAUUUAGUCAUCAGGCUUAGGCUGACUGGGGGCCGAUCGUAGCUGUGCAGUGCGCAGAGCAAGCGAGCGAACAAGCGUGCGUGUGAGUGAGUGUGUGCGAGACCUUGCUCACAGGCACUCCAUCAUCAGCUAUACCCUGCAGCCUCUCUCACUCUCUUAUCCUCCUCCUGAAGAGAGAGAGAGAAAGAGAGAAUCACGCAACACGCCAGAAAGAAGAAGUGGAGAAGAUAAAAAACUCUCUCCUCUCUGCACUGCUCUUUUGCUGAGCGUGAGAGGGAAGGGAAGAGGGAGAGAGAGGGAGGCAGUGAGCUACAGAAAUAAAACAGUGCUUCUUGUCGUCCGUGCUGCUUUCUCUGCUGUGGCUCCAGCCCACAGAGCUCUGAUUGCAAGUACUAGAGCAGUAGCAGUGUCUCUCUCUCUGCAGACUGCAGCCUGAGGAAGAGAGGAUGCUUAAUAACAUGACAGACACCGAGGAGGGAGAGAGGGGGGACCCAACAGCCAGGGCGAUGGGAACCCCAAGGAGAGCAGUCCCUUCAUCAACAGCAGCAGUGCCAGCGACGUGGAGAAGAGCCAGCAGUACGAUGGCAAGAACAUGGCCCUGUUUGAGGAGGAGAUGGACAACAGUCCUAUGGUGUCGUCCAUACUUAGCAGUCUAGCCAACUAUUCCAACCUGCCUCAGGGCAGCAAAGAGCACGAGGAGGCCGAGAACGAGGAGGGGGCGGCACCAUCCAAAAAAAAACCUGCUGUCAAGGCACCAUCGCUGGGCACUCUGAUGGGGGUGUACCUACCCUGCAUCCAGAAUAUCUUUGGUGUGAUCCUGUUCCUGCGGAUGACCUGGAUGGUGGGCAUCGGAGGGGUCUUUGGCUCCUUCAUCAUCGUCUUCAUGUGCUGCUCCACGACCAUGCUGACAGCGAUCUCCAUGAGUGCCAUUGCAACGAAUGGAGUGGUGCCAGCCGGAGGCUCCUACUACAUGAUCUCCCGUUCCCUGGGGCCUGAGUUUGGCGGAGCUGUCGGAAUCUGCUUCUAUUUGGGGACUACUUUUGCGGGUGCCAUGUACAUCCUUGGUGCCAUCGAACUUCUGCUGAUUUACAUCCUUCCCCAGGCGGCCAUUUUUAAGAUGGAGGGUCUGGAAGGGGCUGAUAUGGAGGCAGCGAUGCUGAACAACAUGCGCGUGUACGGCACUAUUGUGCUCAGUUUCAUGGCCACGGUGGUGUUUGUGGGGGUCAAAUAUGUCAACAAGCUGGCUCUGGUCUUCCUGGCGUGCGUUAUUCUGUCCAUCCUGGCUGUUUAUGCUGGGGUCAUCAAGACGGCCUUUGAACCCCCUGUUUUCCCCGUGUGCAUCCUGGGGAACCGCACUCUGAUCUCCAAGGGAUUUGACGUGUGUGCCAAGGUCAUUGAGAGGGACAACGGCACGGUCACCACCAAGCUGUGGAAGAUUUUCUGCGACUCGGAGUUCCUCAACGCUACCUGUGAUGAGUACUUUGCCAACAACAAUGUUUCUGAGAUCCAGGGCAUCCCAGGUGUUAGCAGUGGAAUACUGGCUGAGAACCUGUUUGGUUACUACCUGGAGAAGGGAGACUUCUUGGAGAAGCGGGGGAUCUCAGCCAUGCAGGACCCUGACGCUCCCAUCACCAACUCCAACCGUUAUGUCCUGGCUGACAUCACCAGCUUCUUCACCCUGCUGGUGGGGAUCUAUUUCCCCUCUGUCACAGGUAUCAUGGCUGGCUCUAACCGCUCUGGAGACCUGCGCGAUGCCCAGAAGUCCAUCCCCAUAGGCACCAUAGCAGCCAUUACCACUACUUCUAUAGUGUACAUGUCUGCCGUGGUCCUGUUUGGGGCCUGUAUUGAAGGGGUGGUCCUGAGGGACAAGUUUGGUGAGGGGGUGGAUGGUAACCUUGUAAUUGGUACCCUGGCGUGGCCUUCACCAUGGGUGAUCGUGAUUGGCUCCUUCUUCUCCACCUGUGGGGCAGGGCUUCAGAGUUUGACUGGAGCGCCACGCCUCCUGCAGGCCAUCUCCCGCGAUAGCGUAAUCCCUUUCCUUAAAGUUUUUGGGCAUGGCAAGGCCAACGGAGAGCCUACCUGGGCCCUACUCCUCACAGCCAGUAUCUGUGAGAUCGGCAUCAUCAUCGCCUCUCUGGACGCUGUUGCCCCCAUCCUCUCCAUGUUCUUCUUGAUGUGCUACAUGUUUGUCAACCUGGCCUGUGCCCUGCAAACUCUGCUGAGAACCCCCAACUGGAGGCCUCGCUUCAAGUUCUACCACUGGGCUCUCUCCUUCCUGGGCAUGAGCUUGUGUCUGUCGCUCAUGUUUAUCUGUUCCUGGUACUACGCCAUUGUUGCCAUGGUGAUUGCUACCUGCAUCUACAAAUACAUUGAGUUCGCUGGGGCAGAGAAGGAGUGGGGAGAUGGUAUACGUGGCAUCUCACUCAGCGCUGCUCGCUUCGCCCUCAUGAGGUUGGAGGAGGGACCGCCUCACACCAAGAACUGGAGGCCUCAGAUUAUGGUUCUGGUGAGCAUGGAUUCAGAACAGAAUGUGGAGCAGCCCCGUCUGCUGUCCCUGACCAAUCAGCUGAAAGCAGGAAAAGGUCUUACCAUCGUGGGUACCUCAGUGGUGGGCACCUUCCUCAACAACCAUGCAGAGGCCCAGAAGGCAGAUCAGUCUCUGAGGAAGCUGAUGGAGACAGAGAAGGUGAAGGGUUUCUCCCAGGUGGUGAUCUCCUCCAACCUGAGGGAUGGGACCUCCCACCUGAUCCAGGUCGGUGGGCUGGGAGGCCUGAAGCACAACACUGUGCUGGUCAGCUGGCCACGCACCUGGAAACAGGCAGAGGACAACCUGCGCUUCAGGAACUUCAUCGAGGUGGUUAGGGAGACAACUGCAGCAAGCAUGGCUCUGCUGGUCCCUAAAAACAUCGCUGCCUACCCGUCGAACGGAGAACGCUUCACUGAAGGCCACAUUGACGUGUGGUGGAUCGUCCAUGAUGGAGGCAUGCUGAUGCUGCUGCCCUUCCUUCUCCGCCAGCACAAGGUUUGGAGGAAGUGUAAGAUGCGCAUCUUCACCGUGGCCCAAAUGGACGACAACAGCAUCCAGAUGAAGAAAGACCUGAUCACCUUCCUGUAUCACCUGCGUAUCGAUGCUGAGGUCGAGGUGGUGGAAAUGCAUGACAGUGACAUCUCAGCCUAUACGUAUGAGAAGACCCUGGUGAUGGAGCAGCGCUCCCAGAUCCUCAAACAGAUGCACCUCACCAAAAAUGAGAUGGAGAGAGAAAUCCAGAGCAUCACUGAUUCAUCCCGUGGUUCUAUCCGUCGUAAGAACCCGUCUAACUUGCAGUCUCAGCAGAGCAGUGAGGAGCCGGCAGGAGUCAGCGUGGAGGAGAUACCAGAGGAGGAGUCUGUGGCUGUCUCCCGCCCUAAACAGGUGCAGCUGAUCCACAAUAAGAACCCCACGUCCCCCACCACGCCCGCAGGGAGCGCUGCCACCCCCGGAUCGGAGGUGCAGAUGACCUGGACAGACAAGGCUGAGACCCAGGCUGCAGCAGGCCACCCAGAGCAGGGCGGGGUCAAAGACAUCUUCAACAUGAAGCCGGAGUGGGAGAGCCUGAACCAGUCCAACGUGAGGCGUAUGCACACAGCGCUGAGGCUCAAUGAGGUCAUCAUGAAAAAGUCCAAGGAGGCCAAGCUAGUGCUGCUCAACAUGCCUGGACCACCCAAGAACCGCAUGGGAGAGGAAAACUAUAUGGAGUUCCUGGAAGUCCUCACCGAGGGUCUCAACCGGGUCCUCCUAGUACGUGGUGGUGGACGCGAGGUCAUCACCAUCUACUCCUGAGAGACCUCAAAUCAAAUCCACACCCCUUCACCUUGCAUCUUAAUGGUUUAUGGCCCCUGCUUCCACUCCCCCUGCAUCUUUACUUCAGUCACAUCCCUCACAUCCCACCAACACCCCUCCCCACACACACACAUACCCACAUACACAUAAACCUGUCCCAAAACAUAUCAGCUCACUUUGCACUACGUAGUUAGUACCCCCCC
This is a messenger RNA of Oncorhynchus gorbuscha (pink salmon), 4054 nucleotides long. RefSeq names its product solute carrier family 12 member 5-like. Lineage: Eukaryota; Metazoa; Chordata; Actinopteri; Salmoniformes; Salmonidae. The record is from RefSeq and is a predicted model, not a curated record. Gene Ontology annotation, molecular function: potassium:chloride symporter activity. Gene Ontology annotation, cellular component: membrane. Gene Ontology annotation, biological process: chemical synaptic transmission; potassium ion import across plasma membrane; cell volume homeostasis. The coding region runs from base 624 to 3851 and encodes 1075 amino acids. The transcript is spliced from 26 exons.